Molecule: messenger RNA, 3676 nt
Organism: Amphimedon queenslandica
Lineage: Eukaryota; Metazoa; Porifera; Demospongiae; Haplosclerida; Niphatidae
Product: formin-like protein 3
Exons: 26
Coding region: 29-3568 (1179 amino acids)
Biological process (GO): cortical actin cytoskeleton organization; regulation of cell shape; cell migration
Cellular component (GO): cytosol
Molecular function (GO): actin filament binding; small GTPase binding
Source: RefSeq, a predicted model, not a curated record
CCACCCUUUCUGCCUGCACUGACGCACAAUGGCUUUAGAAACAAAGCAGUCACGGAGAGCAACUGCAAGAAAGAAAACAGAACAACAUUCUCCGUCAUCUUCUCCAUGGAUUCUGGCUAAACCGACAAACUAUGUAGCUACAUUGCCUUUGAUGCACAAACCAGUUCAAACUUUAGAGACAAGAAAGACGAGAAGGGAGAGAAAGAAGCAAGGCAGAGGUCCCGAGUCUCCUCACUUGAAGCUCUCAAGAAAUCCACUCGUUAAUUCUUACCCCUCUCCUUCCCAAUCAUCUCUCACCCGGACUCUUCCACCAAAUCUCUCGCCGGCAGACUUCGUUAGAAGCUCUCCACAAACACAGAGGCACUCACCAUUCCAAAAACACUCCCCAUUAAACAAAAAGUCACCAUCGAAUCGGGACUCACCAUUGCAAAAGCAUUCACCUUUGCAAAAGAAUUCGCCACUACCUCCAACUAAGAAUACUCCACAAGUAGUUGACGAUGAUAUAAAAGUUGAACCUCAACCAGUUGUCAAUGGGUAUGAUGAACCAAAACCUCCUUCUACUCUACCAAUUGAAAAUGCACAAGAAACCCCUCAAAACACUCUAAGGGGGAGACCGCACAUUUCAAGUCCUCAGUCGACAAGAAUGAUGACAUCUAAGACACCAAUGCCAAGUGAUGAAGUUUUAAAUAUCCUCUUUGACAAGCUACUGGACCAACUGAAUCUUACUCCAGAGAAAGUGGCUGAGAUGAAUAGUAUGAGCCCACAGCAAAAAUGGAGUCUCAUUUUAGCACAGCGUGAGACAAAUGCCGGUCUUAGCUGCAUGUACUACAUUGAGCAGCUAGUCCGUCAUUCACAACCAGCUUUGAAAGAGAAGAAAGUGAAAAGGAAACUGCUAGACAAACUCCAUCCACUUGGUAAAGUCCUCAAGGAACUUGAAGUGGAACUAAGGACUAAUGCUGAAGGCUGGAUUGAUAAUUUUGUAGCCUCUCCUAAUCACGGACAUAUUGCUUUGAUUGACCUGCUAAAGGAUUUAAUUCAAUAUCCGAGUCUUUUAAACACAACACAAAAGAUCUCUAUCCUUCAAAGGAGUCCAUCUUGUGUUCAUACUUCAUUAACCUGUGUGAAGGCUUUGAUGAGUAACAGAAGUGGAUUUACUGCUGUCUUUAAUUAUGCACCAAGUGUCUUUGUCAUUACACAUUGCAUUUCAUUUCCGCACCAUAAAACAAAGACACUUGUCCUCAAAUUACUUAUUCUAGUACUCCUGGUUCCGAGUGGGCCUCAGAAAAUCCUGCAAGCUUUUGAGCACUAUAGGAGAGUCAAGGGAGAGAAGAAUAGGUUUGAAAUACUUGUUAAUUCAAUGUUUCAGGAGCCCAUGGCACCUUCUUACCAAGCUGAAGUGCUGCGGUUUAUAAAUACAGUUGUACAGGCAGGAGAUGGGCCUAAUGCCCGCAUUUUUCAUCAGCAGGAAUUCCUCAAUGCAGGGCUUGACAUUAAAACAAUAGAGCAGACACUUGAAUGUGAACCGGAUGAAAAACUGAUGCAUGAAUUAAAAGAAUGGAAGAAAUCUUUUACCGACGUACAGAAACUAACUGAUGAGUUAUUGAUCGCUAGAGGCAGAGCAAAUGGACUCAAACAAGAGCUUGACAUGACGUUAAAAUCACUCAGACAAACCAAGAUUGAGAGAGAUAGCUAUUAUGAUCAUUUGUUAAAGAUGCAAGAUAAAAGUAAGCAGCAAGAUAAUAGAGUAAAAACAAUGACUGAUGAAAUCACAAAUUUGACUGAUGAGCAACAUGAAAGGAGCUACAUGGUCAAACAAAUAAAACAAUUGCAGGAAGUCAAUCAGCACUAUCGUCAACAAACGUCUCAAUUAAGAAAUAAGAUAGAAGAGUCAAUGGGCCAAGAAGCAUUACAGGAUAUAGAUAUCAUAGACCCAUCAUUUGAAAUACAAGAUCAAGUCACUGCCUUCAAGAGCUACACAACAUCAACAAUAGCCACUCAGACGAUCGGCUCCACGAGUGAUCUGACCGACGGAAUGCUCCAUGAAGGAGAGGCAGAACAAGAGGCGUUACCUGUACCAGAGCCUCCUCCAUUACCACCCAACAUUCCUGCACCACCCCCACUACCAAAUGUGCCUUUACCUCCACCACUUCCUGGAAUGAACACAUCAUUGAGAAAGCCUUACAUUACUAAUCUACCACUGCCUACAUUGAACUGGGUUCCUUUGAGAAAUACAAAUGAUACCAUAUUUGAUGGCAUGGACGAUAAUCACGUUAUUGAGGAGAUUGAUUUCUCAGAAUUUGAGACGUUAUUUCAAGUGCCACGUUUCAAGUCAAAAGAAGUAAAAACUCAACCAGUCAAGAAGCAAGUCGAACUCUUUGACUCAAAGCGAACUAGAGGCAUCCUGUUUGCUAAGCGGCGAGUGAGAAAAGAGCCUGAAGUUAUAUCUGAGAUGAUAUCGAAUGUUGAUUUGGAUGGUCUGAUAACAGAGCACUGUGAGCUAUUGAUAUCAAUUGUACCACAAGAAAGUGAAAGGGAGACACUAGCUAAAAACGCUAGCGAUUAUGAAACAUUUGGGGAAGCAGAGCAGUUCCUUUAUCAACUUGCCAAAAUACCACGUCUUGAAGAAAGACUAGGAGUGAUGUCAUUCAUGGGAGGCUUUGACGAGAUCUUAUUACAAACUCAACCGAGGAUUGAUGCUGUAUUGAAUGCUUCACUCUCAAUACACAGAAGUUCAAGAUUAAAGAAAGUCUUUGAGGUUAUCCUUGCAUUUGGUAACUACAUGAACAGCAGUAAGAGAGGGACAGCGACUGGUUUUAAAUUGGCCUCAUUGGAGAGACUUUUAGACACUAACUCAACUGACAAGAAGCAAAACCUCCUUCACUAUAUCACCCAUGUUGUAGAGAAAGUGUAUCCAAAUCUUUUGCUGUUUUAUGAAGACUUGACAAUAGGAAAAGCAUGCGAAGUAUCACUGGAAAUGGUGAAUUUAGACGUGGAGAAUAUAAAGCAAGGAUUCAAGACAUUAAAAGAAGAGCAAGAGUCCGAUCCACAGAACUUCAUAAUAUUCAGUUUUGUAAAACAGGUUUCAUCCAAGGUUGAAGAACUUCUUGAAGAACAUCAGAAAAUGAAACAUGCUUACACUGAAGUCUGCCGCAUAUUUAGCGAAUUGCCAACAGAAGAACCAGCCAAAUUUUUUGAUUACUUUCGCAAAUUCAUAAACUCAUGGAAGAUGGCAAUCAAAGACAAUCACAAAAAGAAUAAGAAGAUGGCUCCUGCUAGCGGCCUUUUAAAGAAACCAAAGAAUCCAGAAGAGCUCAUGAGAGACCUUGCAACUGAAGCUGCCAUUGUAGCAACAGCAAGAAUGAACAAGACCUCAAUACAAGAAGAUGAGAGAGUGGCAGUCCCUGAGGAGAAAAGCAAACCAAAAGUAGAAAAGGAGAACAAAAAAGAACCUGCAAGUGAAAAACCAGUUAAAACAAGUUCGGUGAAGAAAGGAAGGGAAGCGAGUGCUGCUAGUGACCUAUUGGAGGAUGAGUAUUACUCUACGAUGGAUGGAACAGUUUCAUGGUGACAAAUUAAAAAAAACAUUUUGAAUUCAUUUUAUCUGUUUGUAUGUAGUUAACUAGUUAUGUACAUUAAUUGAUUCUGUAAAUAUGAAAAGUUUGAUUUUAACUCUUGA